This is a messenger RNA of Amborella trichopoda, 2632 nucleotides long. NCBI's taxonomy places the organism in Eukaryota, Viridiplantae, Streptophyta, Magnoliopsida, Amborellales, Amborellaceae. The record is from RefSeq and is a predicted model, not a curated record.
ACAUGACAUUGUACCUCUCUUUUAUUCCAAACCAAAUCAGUUCUCCGUUGCUAAUUUACUCCCUUUGAACGUCAAAAGCACGCCCAAUUCCUUUGAAUCUAUUAAAUUCCUGUGAAUCUCGAAGGAAAGUUUCUUUAAAAGAUUGAUUAGCGAAUGCGCUGAAUUUCAAGAACCAUUCUUCUGGGUAUAUACAUUUUUGCUUUUUUUAUCUAUUAAUUGAAAAGCUCUAUUUUUCAUUGAUGUUCAGUUCACAAUAUUAUAUUUCAUUGGAAGCCAAAUGAAACUUAAAUACGCGUGCUUCCCACUAGAUACAGUAUAAUUAUAUUUUUCAGGAAGAAGACAGAGAUCCCAUUUAGUGCUUCAGUGCUUAUUUUAGAUCAUACCCACCAAACCCCAUUUUUAUUUUGGGUGGGUUAUCUUUCCUGGUUUCAGUUACCCAUCUUCCUCCCUCCUCAAGCUGCUGUGAACAGGUCCUCUUUUCCUCUCUUUCUGUAAGCAUUCUGAAACGAGUUAUUCAGUUAGAGCUGUUUUACUGUGACAAGUAACUCACACAUAUAAGAAAAUCAUAGCAUGCAUCUUCUGCAAGCUUACUACUCAGAGUAUUAUUAUUCUACUUCUUCCUCUUCUUUGGGGUUUUGAACGAUUGCGUAAUCCAUGUUCUUCAGUUUUUUUCUUCUUUUUAUGUGCAUGAUAAAAUGAUGGAGCAUUUUUGGUGAAGGCUAGUUGAAGGGAUUGAGCUCUCUCUUCCUCUGCUUUUCUUCUCGUUGUGCGUAAGUUGAAGACAACAUACGAAGCAUUGAAUAGCAUAUUCUCCUUCAUAUAUGAGGUGUUUUAAUAUCUGAUGUGACCACCUAAAAUUUUGAGUUUUUUCUCGGAAUAGGAGGGAAGAAGGUUAAAUCCUCUAGGAACUGCAUAUUCUUCAUCAUAUAGCCCCUCAUCAAUGGCGAGCCCUGAUUUUGAAGAUGGUUUCUCAGCUCAAAAGCUCUUCAACCAAGGGACAAGCUAUACAUAUGACGACGUGAUCCUCCACCCUUACUUCAUAGAUUUCCCUUCUGAAGCAGUCAACCUAACUACCCACCUUUCCAAAAAUAUCACUCUUUCGACUCCUUGCAUUUCCUCUCCUAUGGACACUAUAACCGAGUCUUCCAUGGCUGCUACAAUGGCUGCCCUAGGUGGUAUUGGCAUUGUCCAUUGCAACAACAAGCCUUCUGAACAGGCCUCCAUUAUUCAAAAGGCCAAAUCUGUUUGCAUUGGUUUCACUCAUGACCCGCUAUGUCUCUCCCCUUCUGACACUCUUCGAACCUUGACUGAGGACUCCUCACCCUCCCCAUAUGCCCUAAUCACAGAGUCAGGAACCCUAAAUUCUAAGCUCUUGGGUAUCCUCACUGAGAGAGACUUCUUCUCUGUCAAUGAUCUCGAAACCCAAGUGAAAGACGUGAUGACUAAGGUUCCCAUCUGCACUAGUUCUAAGCUAUCCUUUGAUGAGGCAGCUGCGUUUUUGAUAUCACAAAAGCUUAAGUAUCUUCCCAUUGUUUCGGAUGACGAGUUACUCGUUGAUUUGUUGACGAGGGAAGAUGUGAAGAGAAUGAGGGGUUUCCCACCUUCGAGUGUGGCUUCUUCCAUUGGAGAAGAUGGGAAGGUACUUGUAGGGGUGGCGAUUGGGACUAGAGAGUCAGAUAAGGAGAGGUUGGAGCAUGUUGUUAAGGCUGGGGCUAAUGUUGUUGUUUUGGAUAGCUCGCAAGGGGACUCAAUUUAUCAAAGGGAGAUGAUUGGGUAUAUUAAGAGAACUUAUCAGGGAUUGGAUGUGAUUGCAGGGAAUGUGGUGACAGCAUACCAGGCACAAAAUUUGAUAAAGGCUGGUGCCGAUGGAUUGCGAGUUGGGAUGGGGUCGGGGUCUAUUUGCACUACCCAGGAGGUUUGUGCAGUUGGUAGAGGGCAGGCGACAGCAGUUUACAAGGUUGCAUCCGUUGCUAAGGACUAUGGCAUUCCUGUCAUUGCUGAUGGUGGGAUAGCAAAUUCAGGACAUAUAGUGAAAGCUCUGGCUUUGGGGGCAUCAACUGUUAUGAUGGGGAGUUUUUUGGCGGGCACAGAAGAGGCUCCCGGUAGCUACUUCUAUCAGAAUGGACGUCGGCUUAAAAAUUACCGGGGCAUGGGUUCCCUUGAUGCCAUGUUAAAAGGGAGUGAUGCUCGAUACCUGGGUGACAAGUCAAAGCUAAAGAUUGCACAAGGAGUCUCAGGAGCUGUGCAUGAUAAGGGCUCUAUUUUGAAAAUUAUUCCAUACACCAUGCAAGCUGUUAGGCAAGGGUUCCAAGACCUUGGUGUUUCAAGCAUACAGUCUGCUCAUGACCGUUGCAGAUCAGGGGCUCUAAAGUUUGAGGUUCGUACAGGAGCUGCACAGGUCGAAGGUGGGAUACAUGAUCUGGUCAUGUACGAGAAGAAAACCUUUUGAUUGUUUGAUGCCUUUACACAAAGGGUAGCCCCAUUUGGCUCUCCAAGUGCCAUAUUUUGUUUACUCUCAUGUUGUGAAGACUUGGAUGUACAACAGAGCAAUUUUGUUGAUUCAACAAACCAACAAAAAAAAACUGAAAAAGCAAUUUUGAUCUAGGCAAAAAUCCAAAGAUCUUUUAUAAAA